AUGUCUUUUAAAACAACAGCCCCUUUGAACGGUCUUGCUAAGGCGUUGGAAUCAGACAAGGCGCUGAGAUCGUCUUCGAUUAAACAAGCUGACUCGGUGAUCCAGUUCGUGGUCAAGAACAAGGAAGGUGAAACCAAAGCGUGGAAACUCGAUCUCAAAGAGGCAGGCACGCUGAAGGAGAUUUCAGAGCCAUCAGACGCGGAUAUCUCAAUUGCUGUAAAAGAUGCCGAUCUCAACAAGCUCAUCAAUGGGAAAACUUCCGCACAGAAAUUAUUUAUGAGCGGAAAACUCAAGGUGAAGGGCAAUGUGAUGAAGGCGGCCAUUGUGGAGAAGAUUUUACAGAAAGCGAAGCCACCAAAGGCGAAGCUGUAA
This is a messenger RNA of Kuraishia capsulata CBS 1993, 372 nucleotides long. RefSeq lists its product as uncharacterized. Lineage: Eukaryota; Fungi; Ascomycota; Pichiomycetes; Pichiales; Pichiaceae. The record is from RefSeq and is a predicted model, not a curated record. The coding region runs from base 1 to 372 and encodes 123 amino acids. The transcript has 2 exons. Gene Ontology annotation, cellular component: cytosol.